AUCUCGGCGACCGUUGACAGACAGAACGGAACUUUUAGAAAUUUUGUUUAUCCAAUAAUUUUAAUUGAAUUUUGUGCCUUUCCCAGGAAAAUUAAGUAUAUUUCGAAUAAUUGUGGAGAUCGGAAGGUAUUUUACGUUGCUACCUGAAAAAUGCCCUACUGAGCAAUGGAUAAAGUGCGGAUAAAAAUGCUUAUCAACGACAUCGAAAACAAGGACGAACUGUUUAACGUCAUUGUCGGUGAAUUGCGUUGCCAUGGAAUCAAAUAUCGCAAGGAAAAGCGAGCCAAAUCCGGACAGGAUAAAGUACGCUGUAAACGAAUUUUCAAUAUGCCCUUGCACACACUGGAGCUGACGGAUGUGAUCCUGGCCAACGGAGGUAUCGCCCAGGUACCGCUUUUCGUUUCGGAUGCAUGCCAGCGCAUUCUAGAACAGGUGAAUACCGAAGGUUUAUUUCGGAAGGCCGGUUCGUCGAAACGACAGCAGGAAAUUAAGGCUAGUAUAGAAUCUGGACAACCGCUGGGAAGAUCUCACCAUGUCAUCGAUGUUGCUAAUAUACUGAAAACGUUCUUUCGCGACCUUCCGGAAGCUUUAUUGCCACCGGGCAAUAUCCAGGAAGCACUAAUUAGAUGCUUAUUAUCGGGAGAGCACAAAAUAUAUGAUCUCCUGAUUACCUGUUUGCUACUUCCACCCAUCACCUUGAACACGCUUGCCUUCUUCAUGCAAUUCCUACAUACAGUUUCGUUGCACGCUACUGGAAACAAAAUGACAAUCGAGAAUUUGGCCAUCAUCCUGGCGCCGAAUUUGAUGCCCAUAGUUGAAAUGGUGCAGCAACGGUUGAACAGCCACGUCAAGGUAAUCCAACUACUGAUCGAAAACUCGCACCAAAUUGGCGUCAUACCGGAGACAAUCCUGGAAAGGCUCAACGAAUCGAUUAGCCUCAUUCGUCAAACUACGGCGGAUUCUACUGCCAACACCACGGAUAAAAAGAAGAAGAAACGACGCAGUGGAUCAUUAACGAGAAUGUUCCACGGGUUGAAGAAGAUUGUUGGUGCCAUAGGAUCGUCUGAAAGCUUGGAUAAGACUGAUGAAUUCAUAGAGAAAGACAGCAGCCUAGCGGCGGUAGCCACCCCGUGCCUGAACAAAUCAUCGAAAAAGCGGAAAGUGACAGACGGAAUGCCAUUCAGCGCUAAGAAAAAGAAAGACAUAGUUUUAUCUCUACCAGAUAACCAGGAGAUCCUACCUUACACUCCACUGGCUUUGAUGAAAGAGACAAAGAAAUCCCGCCUCAGCCUCGGCGGCAAUAAAAACAAAUCGAGCAAAAAUGGUUCACGAUUGGUGCCAAGUACUUCGGUUUCUUCAAUCGUGGACACCAAGCCCAUGGAGCGUCGUUGGAGUGUCGUUGGAGCACCAUGGGCCCGUAAAAAGAAACGUUCUUCAAAAUCCACAUCGGAAUCUGGCAGCAAAACCGAAGAAGAAGACGAAGUCGAAGAGGAAAAGGGUUUAGCGGGCCUGUCACCAGUGAUUUCGUUGCCGAAUCUGACCACGCCGGAAAUGGAACAAGAACGGGAAUUAUUCGAAUCGCAAAUUAUGAAAAUGCCUAAGAUAAAGGGAAAAGCAUUGUUCAAUGACGAUGAAGAUGAUGAUGAGGAAUUUAACGAUAAUAAUAAGCAUGAUGGUGGCGAAGAGUAUCUGCGUAUACCUAAAAGCGAAUAUGAAGCUAUCAAGGAACGUGUUACAGCGAUUGAAACUCGAAUUUCACAAGAGUUUGGUAGCUUCAUAGGGGAAGCGGCUGAUGACAGAAGGCAAGUGAUAAACACCGUAGAACGAGUAGAGGAUAAGUACCAACAAACGCUAGAACAUACGGAACCCAUUGAAGCCAGUUGUUCCAGUACAGAUCAGCUGGCAAAACGGCUAAGCCGUGAGCUGAAGAUUCGUCGUAGCGAGGAGCAUAAAGUAAUGCGAUCCCCUAGCGCUCGUAAAAUUGGGACUAUGAGAAGACGUUCGAAAGAAAACCUUAGGCUAUCUCGCAAUCAGUCGUGGCAUAUUGGAUCAAGCAGUACUUCCGCCAAGUCCAUUCCACCAUUGACGUCCGAUCUAUCAUUCUAUCCGAAGACAAAUCUCAAAAGAGGACGUCCAAAUACCGUUCAAACAGGGCUGAAACAUCCCGAGUUAAGCCCGGCGAAACGAGAAGAAAAUGUUUCCUUCACACCCGGACAGAACAUUACAGACGAAGAGAAGCAGGAAGAAAAAUGGACGUGUGCCAAACAAUUUUUUGGGGAUGAAGAAUGCCAACAAAAAAUUCCAACGGAUUCAACCCCAGCGAAAUCGUCCGAAGAGUGCUUCAAAACUCCCGAAGUGACGACUGUUAUCCCUCGACGGGCUUCCAUACGAUCCAGCGAUAGUUCUAAGAAAACAACGCCUCAUUUCGUUACUCGAAUUAAUAUCGGCGAGGUUAAGACUCCAAUGCUUCCCCCGGAGCUGCCUCCGCGUAAAACUCCGGCUAAAACGCCAAUGCUUCCCCCUAAGACCCCCGGUCGAUUGGAUACAACACUGCUGAAGACGCACCUAACGCCACUACAAGAACUACAAUCUGGUCGCGCCUCAAUCGCUCGUUUGCGUAGUCAGAACGCUGGGAUGGUUAUGGCCAAGGCCAAACUGUUCGAUGGCAUGGUUACGAGUACAAAUCAAUCUUCGCAGUCUCACGCCAACCGUCGUCAGAGCAGUAAGUUUGUUGUAAAGCAGAAUCCUGAUGGAACCCGAAGCCUAAAUCCACUGAUGCAAGUUCCAGAAAAAAUUCAACUCCGACAGGUUCAAAAAGUACGAAGCGUAUCAUCAGCCCACAAUAUAAAAAGUCCACGCCGUUCAACGCCGCGAAAACGUGGCUUGACUAAGUCACCACACGGUGGCGGCAUUAACAGGCGUGAGAAACUCAGACUUGCUGGCAAAUCUCCAGGAUCGAAGGCUUUCAAUUCUCCUCGGAUCAUCCGGAAGCUACAAAACGAUACCAGAAAUUAUGCGCCAGUAAAUGGUUCCAACGCGGAUCUCAGUGUAUACUUUUCGCCGAAUCUCUACGAUCUAGACAACAAAACGCCACACGGUAAAAAGAACGUAACGCUGAACUCUCCCCGAAGGCUUAUCAACACUACUCCGCAAGGUCGGGAAAAUCGUUCGGUGAAUCCUUCCGGUGGACGGCAGCAAACACCCAUGAGGGCCACGCCCCUUUCAAAGUUAGCGGUGGCUACUUCAUCAGUGUCCAAAUCACCUUCUGUGAACGGUAUUCCCCCACCACGGCGGGAAUCUCCACGGCUUCUGGCCAAUAGUGGCACUUCUAGCCGCAGACUGGUCACGGGAAUGAGCGUUGGGCGAUCUUGAAGAUGUAAGUAUGUAAUGCGGAUACAUUAUGAAUUUAGUGUUCUUUUAUCUUUAAUUUUUACGGCAACGAUUGCGAUUUUUCGAGAGUAUUUUACAUUAGAAAAGCACGUUUAAGACGGGCGAGAAAAUGGCAAAUCUCCGCAGGGUUGAUUGCCACAUGUUCAGACUGCCAUUCUGUAAUAAACAUCAGCUUGUAAUAGA
Molecule: messenger RNA, 3573 nt
Organism: Armigeres subalbatus
Lineage: Eukaryota; Metazoa; Arthropoda; Insecta; Diptera; Culicidae
Exons: 5
Coding region: 166-3372 (1068 amino acids)
Biological process (GO): signal transduction
Source: RefSeq, a predicted model, not a curated record